AAUCGAUUCUUGAAUCGAACAGCGAUUCCAGCUGGAAUCGCGUCGCAAUUCGGGUCGCGAGGAGUGGAGCUGCGGGGAAAUCUGCCGAGCGAGUCCGAGGUUCGCGUAAAGCACCACAACAACAACAACAACCACAACCACAACAACAACAACCACAACAACAACCACCACAACAACCACAACAAAAACCACACUGCUGCAACCACAGCAGCAGCAACAGCCACAUAACCAACAACCACGACAACAACCACCACAACAACCACACUGCUACAACAACAACUGCAUCAACAACAAUAGCAACAACAACAACCACAACAACAACCACAACAAUCACAGCAGCAACCACACAGCAACAACAACAACCACACUGCUGCAACCACAACAACCACGACCAACACCACCACAACAACCACACUGCUACAACAACAACUGCUACAACAACAACAACUGCAACAACAACAACAACCACGACAACAACGCGCCACACACACACGCACAGGAGGGGGGUGUCGGGGGUAACCCAAGCCGGCGACCUUCAGGCCCCAAGGCCUCAACGGAGCCUCCCUCUCGCCUCGCCGCUCAAGUUCACCCGGGAAGAAGGGGUGCGGGUGUAGGCCGCUCUGCCGUAGCCCUCAUGCUGGUGGUGCCGGUUUCCCGCUUGGCCUCCGCCCUGGCUCCCCGCGCCCAGGCCUGGAGAUCUCCCCUCAGGGUGCAGCCGCUCGGUGCGGCCUUCAUCAUCGCCACCACCGCCGUCGUCCCGCAUGCCCAGGGGCAGCAGCGGCGGCGGUGGUGGAGGGGGGGCCACUGGGGCACCCCUGCGGGGGUCGUGAACCCCGCGCGACCCCGCGACCUCGGCCCCCCUUUGCGGUCGGCGUGGUCGCGAGGCCUCUCCACGGCAACGCAGGGGGGCGGCGGCUCCUCGUACCAGCGUGGGCGGAAGGGACGCAGCAAGGACGCUCGCCCGGAGGAAGAUGACAGCAACGAGGAGCAGCCUGGCGAGGGGGAGGAGGAGGAGGAGGCUUCGUUCGUGACGCAGGAAGGUGUCGUGAAGGACUACAAGGACCUUGAUAAGACGGUGGCUUCCUUCCGAUUUGACCUCGUCAUGAAGGCCGGCCUGGACAUCUCAAACAAGGCCAUCGAGGACGCCUUCUACGCCAACCGCCUGCGGCUCAACGGACAGCGGCUGAUCAAGAAGAGCCGCACGGUGCGCGAGGGCGACGUCCUGGACCUCCUGCUGCCGGUUCCCGCGGGGGCGCCGGCCUCGGCGUCGGCGUCGGUCCCGGCGGCGACGACCGACUCGGGGAGGAGGGGAGGAGACGCCCAGGGGGAGGCGGUGGCGCGCGUGGUGGUGCUGCGCGCCAGCGAGGAGCGCUCGCCCUCCCAGCGCUACGGCGUGCGCCUGCGCCGCUGGAAGCAGCUGCUGCUGCCGCCAGCGCCGCGCGGCACCGCCUAG
Molecule: messenger RNA, 1453 nt
Organism: Lethenteron reissneri (Far Eastern brook lamprey)
Lineage: Eukaryota; Metazoa; Chordata; Hyperoartia; Petromyzontiformes; Petromyzontidae
Product: mitochondrial transcription rescue factor 1-like
Biological process (GO): regulation of mitochondrial transcription
Cellular component (GO): mitochondrion
Molecular function (GO): RNA binding
Source: RefSeq, a predicted model, not a curated record